Messenger RNA from Heterotrigona itama, 2071 nucleotides. NCBI's taxonomy places the organism in Eukaryota, Metazoa, Arthropoda, Insecta, Hymenoptera, Apidae. The record is from the annotation of a GenBank genome assembly.
AUUUUACAACGCGGAAAAUUCGACUCAAUAACAAUAAAACCGAUUCUUACGCAACCGCGUGAAUUGUUUUUUUUUUUUUUUUUUUUUUUUUUGAAAACGACAACUUACGCAUCGGAGAGACGCGUGACUUUUCGUCGAGUCAACCCCCGCCCCUCAGAUUUUCUUCGCGUGUUACGCGAGAAAUUAGGUUUCGGAGCGUGUAAAAUCGCCUCUGAAACACCGAAAUCGCGCACGCACGGUUGUUUUAGAGUCUCAUCACGAAUUAUCAUCGAUCAUGGUAUCUCGUAUGUUUUUCAAGUGUUGGACAACAGUGGAGUGCCACCAUCGGGAUUCAUCAAUGGGAACAAUUUCUGGUUGGGGAAUCGUCCAAAUUGUAAAAUCAUCUCUGACAAUCACACUCUGUCGCUCUCGGGAGAAGUACGAAAGAACAACUCGAUAUAUCGAAAUCCGAAGGAAGAGUUUCCACCUUUCGAGCUGCAUUUUUUCGCUGCCCGUAUAUUGCACAACAGCACUCUACAAUAUCACGUGGAAGUGAGCAACGAGAAUUUGAUCACAAUCGGAUUUUGUCUACCGGCGUCCUGCACUAAGCAUGAUGUAGCCACGAUGCUGGAAAAAGCGCUGAGCGACAGGAAACUUUUGGUCGGAGAACUUUUCUCUGCAAAUUUCCAGCUAACCGAAGUCGCCGAUUUGGUGGACGAUCAUCAAUGGCUUCUAUCUGCGAAGAUAAUCUUCAUCUUGGGAUUUUUGAUACUGUUUUGUGGUCUUGUGACAGUGGCCACGAUAUACGAUGUUCUCAUCCAUAAAAAACGUUCAAAGAACAAGAAGGAGAUCUUCAGCUUUGAAAAUAAUAACACGAACGGUAAACUCCGAGAUACGCACGCCGAUGAACUGAAGAACGAAAUAGAAGAGAAAUGCGAAACCGAUCAGGAAUCAAUACCCGCGCAAUCGGAGUCACAGAACGAUAUCAUGCAGUAUCUUCUCUGUUUUUCGUUCGUUACGAACACGCGACAGAUAUUUAAGGCAGAAGAAAGCGCAGAUAAUGUGCGUAUAUUCCACAGUAUGAAAGUAUUGGGAAAUCUAUGGAUUAUUAUGGCCCACACAAUCUUCUACUCGCCUCAUAUCACAGCGAAUAAGACGAUUGCUUACAUAUUAAGCGACACUGUACUGGCACAAAUUCUGGCCAACGCGACGCUUUCCGUAGACACGUAUUUCUUUAUAAGUGGUUUCCUGUUGAUGUAUAUAUUUUUGAAGGGGCGGUCGAAAGAUAAGAAAGUCCCGCUUCUAACAGCAAGGAUGAAACAAUAUGUUGAAAUGUUCGUCAAACGAUACAUUAGACUUACGCCGGCGUAUUUCGUUAUUAUAUUGUUGGCGAUAUUCUAUUUCACGUGGCAUGAUCAAAUCUCAAUGAUUCUUCCCAUGGAACGAGUAAAUCUUGUAUGCUCGAAAUAUUGGUGGGCCAAUAUAUUUUAUAUCAAUAACUUAUACCACUGGGACAAUAUAGUUGAAUAAACAAUAUGAAACGCUGUCAGAUCUUUACAUACGACCAUGGCUUAGGAUAACACCAUACAUCGUAGGAAUGAUCACAAGUUACCUUCUCACAAAGUGGAAUUACAAGUUACAUUUAUCAAAAAAAAGUUUAAUCAUUGGUUGGACAUUGGCAAUUUUAUGUAACUGUUCGAUUCUAUUCGGCCUGGCAAACAAGGAUAUACCUUUCAGUCUAUCCGUUAUUUAUUCAACUUUAAGCAGAACAGGCUGGUCUAUUGGUAUUGCGUGGCUUGUAAUUGCAUGCUGCACGAACCACGGCGGUAUUGUGUGCAAAAUCCUGAGUUUAGAUUUUUUCGUUCCUCUGAGUAGAUUAACGUAUUGUGCUUAUCUCGUGAACCCUCUUGUGAUAUUAGGAAUUUGUUCAUCAUAUAAUUUCCCUGCUUUCAUUGAUUAUUACAAUCUAGCUGCUUUCUUUUUAACAACGAGUAUUAUAUCUUACAUAAUUGCUUUUCUAGUAUCCGCAACGACAGAAGUGCCAUUUAUAAAACUUCUCCGAUUAUACAAUAACCGGCAAAAGAGAAUGAAA